Molecule: messenger RNA, 928 nt
Organism: Penaeus indicus
Lineage: Eukaryota; Metazoa; Arthropoda; Malacostraca; Decapoda; Penaeidae
Product: replication factor C subunit 5-like
Exons: 7
Biological process (GO): DNA repair; DNA-templated DNA replication
Cellular component (GO): nucleus; DNA replication factor C complex
Molecular function (GO): ATP binding; ATP hydrolysis activity; DNA clamp loader activity
Source: RefSeq, a predicted model, not a curated record
CGUGCCUUGUCCUCCGUCAGCUGAGCGAGACGCGGCGCGGGAAAGCCAAGAGCUUCCUCUGUGCCCUGCAGUUCUGAGUGCCGUGUACCCCGUGCCAGUGCCCGAGCGCCCUCGAGAUGGGUCUGCAGGACGAGGACCGCAGCAGGAACCUCCCGUGGGUUGAAAAAUACCGUCCCAAGACUUUGCAGGACUUGAUAUCACAUGAAGACAUCAUAUCCACAAUCCAACACUUCAUUGAUGAGGACCACCUACCCCAUUUGCUGUUCUAUGGACCCCCAGGAACAGGCAAGACAUCUACUAUCUUGGCCUGUGCCAGAAGAUUGUAUUCUCCCAAAGAAUUCAACUCUAUGGUCCUGGAGUUGAAUGCUUCAGAUGACCGUGGUAUUAACGUUGUUAGAGACCAGAUCCUAAGCUUUGCAAGCACUCGAACCAUUUUUAAAUCUGGCUUUAAGUUGAUUAUUCUUGAUGAAGCUGAUGCAAUGACUAACGAUGCCCAGAAUGCACUUAGGAGAAUUGUGGAAAAGUUUACAGAAAAUGUUCGCUUUUGCCUCAUCUGCAACUACCUUAGUAAAAUCAUUCCUGCCAUUCAGUCACGCUGCACACGAUUCAGAUUUGGCCCUUUAUCAUCGGAACAGAUCCUUCCUCGCCUCAAUCAUGUCAUUGAAGAAGAAAGUGUUCAAGUGACAGAGGAUGGGAAAAAAGCACUGCUAGCCCUUUCAGGAGGGGACAUGCGGAAGGUUCUAAACAUUUUGCAGUCCACUGCCAUGGCUUACAAGGAGGUCUCUGAGGAUAAUGUGUACACCUGCGUGGGCCACCCCCUGCGCUCAGACAUCACAAACAUCAUCAACUGGAUGCUGAAUGAAGAUUUCCAGCUUGCCUACAAAAGUAUCCUUUUUACUGUGAACCCCAUGUAUAAUGCUUUCUUAUG